CUCUGGCGUCGGUAAACGCUACAGCUUCUUUGCCGCACAGUUUAAAUUCUAGUUUAAGAUUUGUGAGAAGUUUACAGUUGAUUGUCUAAUGAAAUUUAAUAUUAUUUAAGAAAAUUGGAAUCGAAAAUGCUUUCAUUUCGCCAAAUACUUUGUUUUGUUCUGUCACUACUAUCAUUCAUAUCAGUAUUUUAUUCUGUUGGAAAAUUAGGCGUCUUUUUAGCUACUCCAGUGACUCGUAAUUUUAAAGAUGUCUUGCUGCAGAAUUUGCUUGAUGAUCGUUCACUGCAAAAGGCCACUUUGUUUUCGCUGAUGUUCAAUUCUAUCUGGAUAGUACUCUUUGUAUUGCAACAUAGUGCCAUGAAGGCACAAGUCAUAAAGAAAAUUUGGCAAAAGCUAGGUCUGGAAUUAGCUGAACGCAGCAUUUAUAAUAUCGCAUCUUCGUAUUGCCUUCUGAUUCUUUUGAAAAAUUGGAAGACGACUCAAUCUUAUCCAUUAUGGCAUGUAGAUGUCCAACAUAGCGCUACGCUAUGGUGGACUUUUGCAUCCGCUCAUAUUCUUGCGUGGACAAUCAUUUACGGUGGGAGUUUGCUAAUGGAUUUGCCAGAAUUGGUCGGACUCAAACAAAUUUAUUAUGAUAUCAAUGAUCUUGCGCCACCAAUGAGCUACAAAUCAUCUGAACUUCGUCAUUUCUACGAGAGACUGCGUCAUCCUUCUUUUGUUGGACUUUCUGUAGUUUUAUGGAUUACAAAUAGUAUGAGUUUGGAUCGUCUUCUGUUGGCUAUUGUGUGGACAGCUUACAUGUACCUUUCGUGGAAUACCAAUAAAGCUGACUUGGAUUAUCAAAAGUACCAGUUAACUCGCAAAAAGGUUGAAUUGGCUGGUGUGGACAAAUAACAAACAAAAAUACUCUAUAGUUAAGAAAAUAACUGUGCCUCAACUACAUGUAUGCGCUAUUAUUUAUCAUUCGCUUAUAUUUUCUUAUUCAAAAAUAAAUCUGAAUAUUUUCCAUCCGGUAUUGACUCAUAAGUACGAACUGACUAAUAAUAUUUAAAACUUUCAACUAAUCGGUUAAAAUAUAUUAAUUCAUCUAA
This is a messenger RNA of Wyeomyia smithii (pitcher-plant mosquito), 1091 nucleotides long. Its product is annotated as nurim homolog. The coding region runs from base 127 to 894 and encodes 255 amino acids. Gene Ontology annotation, cellular component: nuclear membrane. The record is from RefSeq and is a predicted model, not a curated record. The transcript has 3 exons. NCBI's taxonomy places the organism in Eukaryota, Metazoa, Arthropoda, Insecta, Diptera, Culicidae.